Neoarius graeffei (lesser salmon catfish) is the source of this 3305-nucleotide messenger RNA. RefSeq names its product B-cell receptor CD22-like. The transcript has 11 exons. The record is from RefSeq and is a predicted model, not a curated record. NCBI's taxonomy places the organism in Eukaryota, Metazoa, Chordata, Actinopteri, Siluriformes, Ariidae. The coding region runs from base 173 to 2017 and encodes 614 amino acids.
AUUCUGUGAAAAAAAAAAGAGGAAGAAAUAUGCAAGUCAGUGUGAAAUUUAAACAGCAGCACAUUUGAACUUGGACAAGUUGAACAGUUUAAACCCUCGGAGUUGCUCCUCUUAUUUCUGGUUUUCUCUCUCUGGAUGCAGGAGAUGAACAUCUCUUAAUGAGGUAGCAGUGAUGACGUCACUCGGAUUGACUCCUCCCCUUUCUCUGCUGUUUCUGCUCAUGGUUUCAGGAGGUGUUGUUUCUCAGCAGUGGGCUGUGUUUUACACACCGAGCUCCAUCUGUGCUGGAAAGGGAUCUACAGUGACUCUGGGCUGCACAUACACAUAUCCAACAUAUUCAACAUAUUCAACAUAUGGACCUCGGUCUAAAGUUGAGAAAGCUUUCUGGAGCAGAGAACGGGUUCAAAGCGGUAAAGAGCCUCCUGAUCUGUCUUCAGACCCAGAGUACAGAGACAGGGUUCAGUACCUCGGAGACAAACAGAGUGACUGCCGUCUCAGACUGCGUGAUGUGAGAGAACAGGACCAAGGCACAUACUACUUCAGAUUCAUAACAAACAUAUCUGGUGGAAAGUUUCAAGGUACAGAUGGAGUUGAACUUUCUGUCAGAGCCUCAGAGCUUCAGGUGGAGAUGAGUCCUGAUGAAGUGGUUGAGGGAAAGACAGUCACUCUCACAUGUAAAAUCACCUGCAGCCCGACUGUCUCCUGGUACAAAAGUAGAAAUCUUUUAUCCUCCUCCUCUAACCCUCUCCAUCUGUGGUCAGUCAGUCAGUGGGAUUCAGGUGAUUACAGCUGUGCUGCACAGGGAGAAGAUUAUCGCUCCCCUGCUGUCACUCUUGAUGUCCAAUAUCCUCCAAAGAGUGUCUCCGUGUCCAUCAGUCCCUCUGGUGAGACGGUGGAGGGCAGUUCAGUGACUCUGACCUGCAGCAGUGAUGCGAACCCACCUGUGGAGACCUACAGCUGGUAUAAGGGAAGAUCGUAUAGAGGAAGAGGAGAAAACUACACCAUCGACAGUAUCAGCUCUGAGGACAGUGGAGAGUACAAGUGCUCGGCUAAAAAUAAACAUGGAACUCGGUAUUCUCCUGCUGUGUCUCUGAAUGUCCUGUAUCCUCCAAAAAGUGUCUCCGUGUCCAUCAGUCCCUCUGGUGAGAUGGUGGAGGGCAGUUCAGUGACUCUGACCUGCAGCAGUGAUGCGAACCCACCUGUGGAGUUUAACUGGUUUAAAGGAAGAUCAUUGAAAAGCAAAGAAAAAAUCUACACCAUUAGAAAGAUCAGCUCUGAGGACCGUGGAGAGUACAAGUGCAAGUCCAGCAAUCAAUACGGAGAGAAAUAUUCUGAUGAAAUGACAGUAAAUGUUUUGUAUCCUCCUAAGAACGUCUCCGUGUCCAUCAGUCCCUCUGGUGAGAUGGUGGAGGGCAGUUCAGUGACUCUGACCUGCAGCAGUGAUGCGAACCCACCUGUGGAGACCUACAGCUGGUAUAAGGUGAAUGAAAGCUCACCUGUAGGAUCUGGACAGAGUUACAGCUUCACGUUGAGCUUCAGCAGCAGUGGAUGGUUUUACUGUGUGGCUCAGAAUAAAUACGGGAAUCAGAGAGCAGCUGCAGUGCCUCUCACUGUAAAUGGGAGCAGAAGUGUCGUUCUGUAUGUAGUUCUUGGAGUCACGGUUGGAUUUGGAUGUUUAUUUGUCAUCAUUGGUGUUUUAUUCAUGUGGAGAAAGAGGAGAGCUUCAGCUGAAGAUGCCAAGUCAAGUCAGGAAAAUACCUACAGCACCGUGAACUUGAGUGGUGCAACCAACAAUCCAACACCUGAUCCAAAUCUGGUCAAUCAGGAUGAUGUUCAGUAUGCAAGUAUUCAGCACCACAGUGACCCCAGGAGGGCAGGAAAUUCAGUGCAAACUGCUGACUCUGGAACUGCUGAGGAGGUUCAGUAUGCUACUGUCCAACGCCGGCAUAACCCAGUGGCGGAAAAGAGUGAAGAUGAUGAUGAUCAGUAUGCUAAUAUCAGGUUGAAAUCGCGCUGAUGCUGCCUGCAGGUUAAAGAAACCAAAAUGAUCAGAAUGUGUUUUCUGUUCCUGCAUUUGAAGAUUUGUCCGUGAUUUCCAGCGGUUGAAGCAAACAAAAUUCCAAGCUUCUGUUUGGGACAAAUGAGAACUGAACAUUUAUCCAAUUAUAGGCAACAGAAACUAAAGCUAAAGAAAGAAAACAACCAGUUGGUUGGCUCUAAAUCACCUCCAUUAUUUUAAGUGUUCUACAUUUUUUUGCAUGAUUAUUUUGUCGAGCAUUCCUCCUGAGAUGCAAAAGAAACAUCCCGGAUAAUUGUUUUAAGGACUCCAAACACUUCGCUUAACAGAACCAAACCACAUUUCUGUUUUGGAUGCAACUUCCAAGAUAACCUAGAAAAUCUGUUACCUUGGGACGUCAAUCAGGUUUUACAAAAGAUUACAACAAAUACUUGGGAAUAGACGUUCUUGUGUUACUGCAUCAUAGCUUUAAUGCAACUGCAAGCAUAUGACUGUACCACUUAAAGAUUAACAUAUCUUCUCUUAAACGGGUAUAACUUACAGAAAACUUUCUUAAUCGAUAUAAAAUUCUAUUUUAUGUUAAAUUGUACAAGAUUUUUUCCUCUCUGAAAUGCUAAGCUUUCAGUAAUGGCAGGCAGUAAGUCGAGCAAUUGACAGCAUUUACUUUUAAGAAUUUGCGCGUAGUUCGCUUUUAAUAAUGCAGAUUAUUUGUAUAUUAACUCCCUCCCAGAUUGUAAUUAACCCAUUAAUCUGAUUUAUUCACAAUUUACAAUUACACACUCUGUGUCCAAAACUAUGUGGACACCUGACCAUCACACCCAUUUGUGGUUCUUCCUCAAACUGGUACCACAAAGUUUGAAGCACACGAUUGUAUAGAAUGUCUUUGUAUGCUGUCGCAUUAAAGGUAGACUGCCUUUCAGAUUUUUCAAGCGUGGGUCAUAAAAAGAAUUUUCCGUGACACUCAAUUAUUUUUGUUUAGUGGACUGAAAGUUACUGAAUUCCAAAUCAGACUUCCAAUUUUUAGUUUUUUUAAUAGAACAAUUAAUGAAUUUAAGGCCACAUGGCCCUAAAUUCUCUGCUUUUUUUCCUGCUUCACCAUGACCCAGUUCAAGACACUACAUCACAUGGUGGGCUUUCCCCAUUCACGCAAGGCAUUGUGGGCUACAAAUUUGAAACAGGAGAGAAAAAUGGAGGACGUGAGUGUGCGAAUGAAACGUGAAAGACCAACUACAGUAACGGAAAGAAAGCAAGAAGAAAAGAUGUUAUGUUCUAUAUGAAGGAAAGGAAA